GAGUAUUUCCUUCAGAUGAAUCUGUUAUGGAUUUUGUAGUUUCAGUAAUAACAGAUAUAAAUCAAUUAUUAAUCCUUUCAAAAUAUAUAACACCAGAAGUUGUUGCAAAAAGUUUAGAAUUAACAAAACAAGACAAAUCAAUUCUUUACAAUCUUUUAAUUGAAUUUAAUUUGGCAAAGUAUAUUCGAAUGAAGGCAAAAACUAAAGACAUUUUAAAUAAAAUCCCCUAUAAAUUACUUCCUUUUUAAA
Meloidogyne enterolobii is the source of this 249-nucleotide messenger RNA. The record is from the annotation of a GenBank genome assembly. Lineage: Eukaryota; Metazoa; Nematoda; Chromadorea; Rhabditida; Meloidogynidae.